Neoarius graeffei (lesser salmon catfish) is the source of this 5344-nucleotide messenger RNA. RefSeq names its product aminoadipate-semialdehyde dehydrogenase (gene aasdh). Gene Ontology annotation, biological process: amino acid activation for nonribosomal peptide biosynthetic process. The record is from RefSeq and is a predicted model, not a curated record. The transcript is spliced from 14 exons. The coding region runs from base 306 to 3857 and encodes 1183 amino acids. Lineage: Eukaryota; Metazoa; Chordata; Actinopteri; Siluriformes; Ariidae. Gene Ontology annotation, molecular function: protein binding.
AUUCUUUCGAACAGUUCGAGAAACCGAACCUGGUACAGUAUUUUCUUUAGAGUCCACACUUUCUUGCUCUUUGUUAUUAGUCCAUUAUUGUGCUCUAUGCGUAGUAAUACCAAAGUUUUCCAACUAACUAUAUGCAAUUGACGAUUCAGUGAUGCUUGUGAACCGGUACGAAUGAGUCACUAAAAAGAGUCGUUCAAAAAGAAGAGCGACUCGUUACUUUGGAGCUGGACCGACCGUUUUCAUGUUUUGGUUACAUGUUAAGAACGAACUGCUGCUUUAUUUAAAAAUCUGGUAAGCGCGUAAUCAUGAAAAGUUUGCACGCGAUGGUGCAUGAGGCUGCUGUUCAUUACGGCACUAAAACUGCUGCUAUCUUCGAUACCGGAAGCGCGUCGCCUGCUACCUGCCUGUCCUAUGAUCAGCUUGUAGCUUUAGGAAACGAGCUAUGCAGAAAUCUCCAGGGAGCAGUAGGAGAGAAUGAACAGGCUAUUGGUGUGUUCUGUGAUGUGAACAUCUUCCUUCCGGUCUGGAUCUUUAGUAUCCUGCAGGUGCCUGCUGCCUAUGUUCCUCUGGACCCAGUCUCACCACCUCUGCUUACCAUGAGAAUAAUGGACAGAUGCCAUUUGAAGUUCUGCUUGAUACAGAGCACUUUGCUGCAGCAAUUCCAGAGUGCCUUUUCCACUUUACUGUCAGUUGAAGUGUUCGCAUCCUGGUCAGCACAUAAGCUUACAUUAGUAAAGCUACACAAAAGAUCCCUGAUGUCACCUGAAGCAAGCAACAGAAGACCGUCGAUGGAAGAUAAUCCGACGUUAAAGACCGAGCAGGAGGAAAGGCAGCAUCCCAGUGCUGAUGAUCCUGGAAAGGAACACCAGGCAGAAGAUUUAGCAUAUGUUCUGCACACAUCUGGAACAACAGGGCUUCCUAAAAUAGUAAAGGUUCCACACAAGUGUAUUGUGCCUAAUAUAGUAUAUCUGAGCUCUUUAUUUCAGAUGACCCCAGACGAUGUUGUGUUCCUUGCAUCACCUUUAACCUUUGACCCUUCAGUGGUGGAGAUGUUUUUGGCUCUGUCUUCUGGAGCUUGUCUUCUGAUGGUUCCUUCUGCUGUGAAAAGAAUGCCUAGCAGACUAGCCAAUGUAUUGUUUAGACGAAAUGCCACCACCAUUUUACAGGCCACCCCAACUCUACUGAGGCGCUUUGGGGGACGUGUCCUGCAGGAGGAGAUACUCAGUGCAGGCUCCUCAUUGAGGGUGUUGGCUUUGGGUGGAGAGGUAUGUCCAUCGCUAUUUGUCCUCAAGAGCUGGAGACAAGCAGGUAACAAGACGCAUAUUUAUAAUCUCUAUGGCACCACGGAAGUUUCUUGCUGGGCUUCUUGCUACAAACUGCCAGACAAUCUCCUCUCCUCAGACCACAUGAACAGUGGGUGUGUGCCUCUGGGGGAACCGCUCAUGGACACUGCUGUAGAAGUGAGAGAUGAGAAUGGACGCCUGGUGACUGAAGGAGAGGGACAGCUCUUUAUAGGUGGUCAGGAGAGGGUAUGCUUGCUAGAUGAUGAGACGAUGACUGCUGCCAGAGGAGUGAUGCGUGCUACAGGGGACUGGGUGAUGGUGCAGAACUCACACCUCUAUUACUUAGGUAGAAAGGACUGUCUGGUUAAACGGCAUGGUCAGAUGCUACACCUGGAUGCCUUACAACAGGCCAUGGAGAGCUUGCCUCAGGUCGAAGCAGGUGUGGUGGGUCUGCACAAGAGCAGUAGAUUGGUGGCUUUUGUGGUGCCUAAAAUUUACACAAGAACCCUGUCCUCUGAAGACAAUGGCAAUCAAGAACAGCAUGUGCGCAACUCCACUAAGGACUCUGAGGACUUCCGUGUUUCCUCCAGAGCUCUAGAGAUGGAAGUGCUUCAAGGACUGUCUCAACUUGUGCCCAAUCACAGCAUUCCAGAUACUGUAUUAUUGGUCCCUGCCCUGCCACUCACUAAUCAUGGUAAAGUGGCCAUGGAGAAGCUAAUGAAGAUGUAUGAGAGACAGAGAGAUGUCAGUGGUAAGCACACUAACACAGUGGGAGACAUGGUGACCAUAAGAGAGAGACUACAGGCGCUAUGGAAGGAGUGUCUAGGCCUUUGUGAGGAUGGUGUUGUCGCAGAUGAUGCACACUUCAUGUUAAGCGGCGGAGAUUCUCUACAAGCCCUGCGCCUCUUUGAUUACAUCACUAUUACUAUGGAAACCGCUUCUGCAGGUCUGCUGGAGGUUAUUCUAGAUGGCUCUUUUUCAGAUGUCCUGAAACACAUCACAGCAACCCACCAAAAUCCUGUCAAGACAUCAAGCAAGAGACAACCUGAGGAUUCUGUAUCUGUUGUUCCAACGAAGAGGUACCACAGAGAAGUUGAUGCAAACGUCGACCCUGAAGGGAUUUUACAACCUGUGGUGUCCUCGGAAAGAAGCAAUAUGAGAUUUGUAGUUGUUCGUAGAGCUGGAGAUGUUGUAUUUUGGGAUUACUUUCCAGACAGAGAGCAGAGACUUGUUACAAAUUCAAAAGGAGCCAGUGACAACAUGGGCAGGAUACAGGAGAAUUAUCAGAGUGCAGAACGCAGCCCAUUAUCUAUAUGCAAACCAAGUAUGACAGUCACGACCAGUUCCUCUGUAAGAUCCACAGACAGCAUUCACGUUAACAGAGACAAUCCAUCUGGGGAUGGACAAAGUCAGCACAGUGACUCAGGAAGUGAUAUUACUUCGCAAGUAGGCAUUACAAAAGGCAGCCAACCCCUGUGCCUGCAGGUUUGUUGGAGUUCUGACACGGGCAGAUGUGUGGAUGCUUCACCAGUGCUACUGAUUGGUCCUGAGCGGGCCACAGUGUUUAUUGGCUCUCACUCACACAGACUGCAGGCUCUGGACCUGAGCAAUGGUGAGGUGGUGUGGGAGCGUGUGCUUGGGGACCGACUGGAAUCUUCUGCUGCUGUUUCUAAAUGUGGAACUCUGGUGGCAUUAGGGUGUUAUGAUGGGCAGGUGUAUUUUCUGAACGUGGACUCGGGGGAGACGUGCUGGGUGUUUAAGACAGGAGAUGCAGUGAAGAGUUCUCCUGCUGUAGACCCUCAGACUGGAUCGUUUAUCAUUGGUUCCCAUGAUGGACAUGUCUACGCUUUAGAACCGUUGGUGAAGCGUUGCGUGUGGAAAUACUUUUGUGGAGGUGGUGCGGUGUUUUCUUCCCCCUGUGUCCACUCCUCUCCCAGGCGACUGUACUCAGCCACACUAAGAGGGCAGCUCCAUUGCCUCAGUCCGGACAGUGGUCAAGUCUUGUGGACAUAUUCCAGUAAUGUUCCAUUUUUCUCCUCUCCUUCCUGUUCUGACUCCUGUGUCUGCAUUGGUUCAGUGAAUGGACACAUCAGUGCAUUAAGCCAUGACGGAAAUGUGUUAUGGGACUUUCUCACUGAUGGACCUGUCUUCUCAUCACCAUGCCUGGCCUCAUUGCCAGCUUCGACCAAUCAGAGAACCAGUUCGGGAUCAUAUGACAAUUGCACAACAUUAUCUCCAGCUUGUCAAGCUGUUUUUUGUGGGUCACAUGACUCCUCCGUAUACUGCAUCAAUUCCGCUAACGGAUCAUUACUGUGGCGCUUCCAAACCACAGGAAAGGUGUUUUCCAGUCCUUUUGUUUUUGAUGGUACUCCCUGGGGCAUCAGAACCCUGGUAGCCAUAGCUUCAACUGAUGGAACCCUGUGGGUCCUAGAUGGAGAACAGGGAACACUGAAAACCUCUUUCUUCUUACCUGGAGAACUCUUCUCCUCUCCUAUCGUGUGGGGUCACACUAUAGUUAUAGGAUGUCGGAAUGACUACGUGUACUGCUUGGAACUGACUAGCAAGAAGGAAUAACUAAAUCAUCUCUGGGUACAAUAUGUAAAACGUUCUUACUGGUUGUGUAAAUUGCUAUACUAUAAUGUGUGUGUGUGUGUAUAAUGUUGUCUAGAAUAGUAGUAGCAUUUUAGCUCUAUGCACUGGUAUUAAAUUGUACAGAUGUUAAUAAAUUAUUUUCUAAUAUUGCCUGAGAGAGAUUUCUAGGCAAAAUCGAGUAUUUCAACAAGACGCCAAACAUUUGUCUUUAGUGGGGGUUUUUUCUACAGAAUUAAAUUCAUAACAUUUGUAUUACUUCAGAAGCUUCUCAUGAGUACCUUUUGUAAAUGGAACAAAAAAAAAAGUGAAAUUACCAACAAACUGCUUUUAUUUCAAUGUUACGUACAACACUGUUUUGACGCUACACGAUUGCACACGACCAAAUUAAAAACAAUGCGACAGAGCUCAUGGAUCUUCAAAGGAACACAGUGCAGUUCAGUCCACCUCUGUACAUAGAUACCUACAUACAUUACAUACAUACAUACAAAAUAUUACGUCAAGUAGAGGGGGUCAGUGUUUUGCUGGGAGAUCAAGGCUUUUUGUUAGUUCGAAGCUGUUGUUAUUUCUGAGAAUAAUGUCUUUUCAUAUGCAACGGCAUUGGUUAGACUUCCUCCAGCAGGAUUUUUUUAAAGCACUGAUCUCCCACUGAUUUGCUUUUAAUGUCUGAUGCAAGAGGAGCUAGGACAAGCUACAGGAUAAUGGUGUUUAUUACAGCAAGCAAGCAGUCUGUGUUCCAGAGAACUAUUUCCAAAGAAACUGGAGGGCAUAAACACUGUGCAAGAAGCAGAUAGUUCAUUAACAUUUGGUUAAUGGUUUCCAGUGAAAUGAUUUAACAUGGUGCUCGAACGGAAGCGUCAUUAAUAACAUUUACUAUGCAAGUUAUUUACAUAAGUAAACACAGUGACCGUCAUCAUUACGUUAAUUUUCAGUGACAGCUUAAAUGACAGCAGUCGUUUGUCACACAGUGAAAAUCUUGGCCAAGAUAUCAAAUAAGUUAAUUUUCACAAAAACAAAAAGAGAAUUAACCUUGUCCAUAUUAGAUAUGAGGUGUUAAGACAAUUUAACAAACACAUUUUUGAAAUGUGUCAGGACCAGAAUCUAGACUACAAAAAAAAAUAUAUAGCCAGUUCCGAUGUUCAUGCUUGUAAUACAUAUCAGAGAGUCAGAGUGAAGCAAGACGUUUUUCAGGGUGACUUUAGCCCUUGAGUGAGUUCUGAAAAGACUCCCCAAAGAGUUUAUCUCAAACCGUUAAAGAAGUUGUGAAUCAUGAAUCAUUUUGUUUUAGUAAUAUUUCAUUGUACACUACACAUGCUUUAUAUAUUUGGACAAAUGAUUUGCUAGCAAAGGGUCUGCUGGGCUUAGAUUCCCGGGUUGUGAUUAGAAGAUACGUACUUGAAACCUGGUUUGGUGGUUGGUUGGGUUUUUUUUGUUUGUUUUGUUUUUAAUAAAAAAAUUUAUGAUUAUCUUGA